CUCUCUCUCUCUCAGUCACAGAGUUUCUGGUACAGAGGUAAGAAUUGUUUACAGCUUUAAACCAUGGCUCCAGGUUAUAGAAACUCCGGUGAAACAGCUCCUGCGGGUCAAGAUCCAAGGCCCUUAUUUUCUUCUCCUCUUCCAUCAGCUAGAGGAGAUGAUCCUUUACCAGCUAUCGAAGGCCUCCAAGUUUCAGGGGAAGCUUUUCCAGGCCAACUACUGCAUGCAUGCGGAUACUCUACUAAUGGAACCACCGUUUGUACCUUUGAGUGGAUACGUUAUUCAGAAGAUGGAUCCGCAAACUACAUAGAAGGAGCAAAGGAAUCCACCUAUUUAGUUACUGCUCAUGAUGUGGACUCAUACCUCGCAGUUGAAGUCCAACCUAAGGAUAACAGGGAUCGCAAGGGUGAAACAGUUAGGGCCUUCGCCAAUGAACAGAGGAAGAUCACUUAUGGUGAGCCAACUAAUUUGACCGAAUUAGUACAGGGCCAGGAGCUUCAAUGA
Telopea speciosissima is the source of this 504-nucleotide messenger RNA. RefSeq lists its product as uncharacterized. The record is from RefSeq and is a predicted model, not a curated record. The transcript is spliced from 5 exons. Bases 64 to 504 code for a protein of 146 amino acids. NCBI's taxonomy places the organism in Eukaryota, Viridiplantae, Streptophyta, Magnoliopsida, Proteales, Proteaceae. Gene Ontology annotation, cellular component: plasma membrane.